Nicotiana tabacum (common tobacco) is the source of this 1096-nucleotide messenger RNA. The record is from RefSeq and is a predicted model, not a curated record. Lineage: Eukaryota; Viridiplantae; Streptophyta; Magnoliopsida; Solanales; Solanaceae.
CCAUUGUAAUAACAUCUUAACUAACUUACUUCCAAAACUGCCAGCUUUGCAUGAAACAGUACUCAUCAAAUCUCUCUCUCUCUCUCUCUCUCUAUCUGACACACACACGCGCGCGCGCGCGCACACACACGCACACACAGACAGAGCAGUAUAGCUAGAGAUGAAAACUGAUGCUGAGUUUUUUGUUUUGUUUGCUCUGUAAAUGCUUCUUCAGGAAAGAGAAACAGUGAACGAAAAAAGUUAGUUUUUCUGAAGCAGCAAUGACUGCAAAAAUACAAAAAAAGCCACAACAGACUCUUCUUUUUGCAGCCACAAUUUCUCCCCCUCUCUCUCUCUCUUUCCUUUUCAAGAAUUGGGUUUUAGUCACUUUUUUCAAAUAUUGAAUUCUCUUGAGCUCUUUUACUGAAGAGAAGUAANUUAUUGAAGAUAAGUAAAAAAAAGAGAAUCUUUCUUUAAACUCAGCAUAUUCAGCACAUAACUAACGGUGGUUUUCUACUGAAAGGGGUUGAAGUUACCAAAUUGGUUUGCUGUUUCCUGUGGCUGAUAUUGAUUGGGGUAGUGGUCUGAGCUGAGCUGACCCCACGUGAGAAUUCUUGCACUAGCUUAAAAAAAAUCAAAUCUUGUUUUUGGAUAUAUACAGUGUUCUUGAACUGUUUCAUUUCCAAUUUUGGCUUUCCCUGAGAGGAUGGCUUCGGGAAUGGAAAUUGAUGAAGAGAAUAAUAAUGAAAGUAAAGGAGGGAUGUGGGAUUUAGAGCAAAAGCUGGAUCAGCCUAUGGAUGAGGAAGCUGGAAGGCUAAGGAAUAUGUAUAGAGAAAAGAAAUUCUCUACAUUGUUGUUAUUGCGGCUUGCUUAUCAGAGUCUUGGGGUGGUGUAUGGGGACCUUGGGACAUCUCCCUUGUAUGUCUACAACAAUACAUUUCCCCAUGGAAUUGAUGAUCCAGAGGAUGUCAUUGGAGCACUUUCAUUAAUUAUAUACUCUCUUACGCUUAUCCCUCUCCUCAAGUAUGUUUUCAUUGUAUGUAGAGCAAACGACAAUGGCCAAGGUAAGCUGAUUUUGCACAAAUCUCACUCGUAUGAUUAAUUUAGUCAUGCCUCG